Messenger RNA from Caenorhabditis sp. 36 PRJEB53466, 3061 nucleotides. NCBI's taxonomy places the organism in Eukaryota, Metazoa, Nematoda, Chromadorea, Rhabditida, Rhabditidae. The record is from the annotation of a GenBank genome assembly.
AUGCCGACGAGUGGCGGUCCGGGUUCGGGUUCGGAUCCAUCGAUUAAGCGGGAUCUUCAGGCAACUGCGGAUCUAUUGGAUGCUUUACAACGUGUAAGUUGUUUUUUAUAGAUAGUUUUAUUUGCUUUUCGCAGUGCAACAAGGUUUUGUACUGUUGUUCACGUCGUUUUAAUUAUCACUGUUUAGAAAUAGGCUCAUAUCUUUAGACUGAACCGUUUUUGAAAAAAAUGAUCAAUUAGUGCGAUUUAGCCAGAGUUUUCCGGUUAGCCUUACUCCAAAACGUUUACGCAUCUUCAUUCUAGGACCCAGCGCUGCUUGAAGACCCGGAUUUCAUCAGACGUCUUUCGAUUCUACGCCAGAAACACGAGGAGACCACGAAUUUUCUGGCCAGAAAAGUGGGAGCCCCACCUUUGCCGAUCACUACGAAAAGAGAAAAAGUUGUGGAAUAUAGUUUCCGCGAGAAUUCUUGUCAUUUUGUGCCGGUUCGAGUGGCUCCUCCGCCUCCAGGGCCUGUCAGGCUCCAAAGCUCUAAAGCACGGAAUUUCGAGGCUUCGGAGGCCGACGCCGCCUAUCAUGGGGCAUCGGAAUCGUCGAUCCAAGUGCAAGAAUCGAACCAACGGGUGUCUGGGAAGCAUAAUCAUCUGAAAACCCGUGCCACAUCAUCACCAAAUCGUCGAGAUCAUCGUCAUAGUCGAAAUUCGGAGUCUCAAUCAACUACUAUCCGGUCGUCAAGUAUGUUACACUUCAAAGUUUCUAUGAUUUAAAGAAUUUCGGAAACAGACAAUAGCAGUCGUCAAAGUACGGUCCGUGAAAUCCUCUCCACCGCCACAAAUCGUCAUCUGAUGCCGAGAAGUGCCACGUCGUCCGCCAACUUCGCCACGUCAUCAGUGGCGAUGCCAUCGGGUCUUUUGCUGAGCAACACUCUAACCAAACACAUUCCACGUCACUCCUACCACAAUCUUGCCACGUCGUCGCAAGUGGUUGAGGAGAGUUUUCUGGAAGACGGACUGUCCACAACACGCGAGGUGCCCACUAUUGUCGAUGAAAUUGUGGGCGAGGAGGAGCCGGUGAGGACGUCGGUGAAGUUUUAUGAGGAAAAGGAUGGGAAACCGUGGAAGAGCAAGUCGAAAUCCAUGCAAAAUGUGUACGUUCCACAGACCACUGUACCCAAACCGUUUCAAUUAUCUCUACGGCAAGUUUUAUCAACUUUCCGGUUAUCAACUUUAGAACUUUGUUUUUUACAGAAAAACCAUCGAAAACACCUACGCAAAAAAGUUCAUGAGCGAUCUGAUCGCUGAGAAGAAGCAAAAAGAUAAAGAGGCGGAGAACGAGUUGAAAAAGGAAAAGUUCAAAGCGAAGCCGGUGCCGAAAUCCACGUACCUACCCACAAAUACGUUUGCGACCGAGUUAAAGUACGUGGAAGCGAUGCGAAAGAAAGUGGCGGCGGUGGCUAAAAAGAAGUUCGACGUGCAGAAUGAGAUGGUUCGCUCGAAGAGUGAAGGCAACUUGAGUAAGAGUUUUUUUUCAGUUUUUUUGGGGACACUGUUAAGAAACAGUGUUUUAGCUCAAAAAGCACAACAUUUCCAACAUGUUUCUAGUUGUACACUUUCUCAAAAAAUCAUUGGUUCACGAGAUAUGGCGGUUUGAAGUUACUCGAUAAAAAUUCGCAAGAAAAUUCAGAAAAAAAGUUGCGCGCACCUUUACCGAGUAGUUAUUCUUUGAAGGUUCGCGCUGAAGUAUUAUGAACAAUUUAUUGUUUCAGCCUCCAUAAAACCGCUCGGCUACGUGCCACCAAGCACGUACAUCUCCCCGAUUCCUGUAAAACCAAACGCUCGGAGCCGAAGCGCCACGACCAGAUCGGCAAUUCUCAUACAAGAAGCCACCACUCCCAAAGGGAUCAAGAGCCAUCGGGCCACUUCGAACCUCAACCACCAUCUGAGACACGGCCGAUGCACCAUGGACACCACUGCGGUGGCGCUGCAUCGAAGGAUCUCACCGCCGGAUUUUCAUAAACUUCACGCAAAGGUAAGUCCUCGGAUAUUGCUUCCUUCAAGUUUCGUGUUCCUAUUUUAUUUCAGAUCGAUGAAGAGUACCGUCGAGUGUCUUCGAAACCCACCACAGUUCCAAUGCCCUUCAAAUUCGCCUCUCGGAGCAAAUCCGCCAGUUCGCGGCACUCGAAUUGCCAGGAAAAAGAGCCGGAGCAAUUCAAAAAUGAAAAAUCUUCGCGCCGAAUAAAAUCCGCGGCGCUUCACCCAAACCGAGUGCCCAGUACUCACGCGGCUCAGCUCAGAGAAGAGUUGAAUCGGGCCAAAGUUCAGAAGGAAAACUCGGAAAAUGCGGGGCCGGGUGAGUUUUGGAAAGACGACAAUCGCCGCAAAAUCGCAUCGUUCCUGGGAGCUCGGAGUAAGACUGAAGAGGAUAUUGCGAUUAGGACCAGGAGAAAAAUGUGAGCAUUUAUAGAUUUUCUGAACUAAAAUUUGAUAUUUUCAGUCAACAACAACAAGAGACGGCGCAGGAUUACAUGCGACAAUUGGCACAAAUGAAACAGAGGUUUGCACACUUUCAAAUUAACUUUUACUCAAAAUUUUUGCAAAAUUAGGCUCCAGUUUUUCCAUAGAAAACACUGAGUGUCGUUAAAUCUGGUUCAUUGACUGAAAAAGCCAGAUCUUACAACAGAAUGCUGAAAUGAAUGAUUUUACGCAUUUUCAGAGUGCUUAAUGGUCCGCUAAUCAUGGAAAAACAAAGCGCUCUGGCCCAGGAGCAUCGUCUAAAAAGGAAAUUUGAGCUCCGAAUGAAGUCUGCCAAUAAAACCAGUGAAUUGUCCACGAAACCAUCCAAAGAAUCAAGAAGAAACUCGGAAACAUCCGCCGCCGGCACAUUUAUCGUCGAAAAGGAGUAUGAGGAGGAUUUCGAGGAGGAAGAGGGCAAGAAAUCUUCCAAAACCUCUACUAAAAGCUCCAAAAAGUCGUCUAAAUCAUCCAAAUCUUCUGAAUCCGCGUCUGGAUCGCAAUCUGAAUCUGAUGAAGAGACUUCUGAACCUGAAUCCGAUUCAUCUGCCUGA